CAGUCUACAACCCACCGGUCACCCUCCCUGGGCCAACGCCGCGCCUUCCUGUGAGGGCUUUGGCUGGCGAUCUCUGCGCAAGGCAAGGACCUCGUUCCUAGGGUCCUGCGCCUCAUCUAACCCUGUCAUUCCACCCAGAGGAGCCCGGGACCUGCCCUGGUGAACCGACUCAAAAAAGUGGAGUGCCCAAGCGGAGCAGCAGCACCUGCCCCGGGCGAGCGCAAGAGCUGAUGGAGGGGGCCCAGUGAUCCUGCCCUAGACGUCUGCCCGUCUUUCUUCUCUGCAGGUCAAGCUCGCGCGGGGAAAAAAAAUGUACCAAAGCUUGGCGUUAGCCCAGAGCCCCGGCCAGGGCACUUACGCCGACUCCGGAGCCUUUCUGCACUCUUCGGGAACCGGCUCCCCGGUGUUCGUGGCACCCACUCGCAUGCCCUCCAUGCUGCCGUACCUGCCUUCGUGUGAGCCGGGCUCGCAGGCUCCCGCGCUCGCCGCGCACUCCAGCUGGACACAAGCAGUUGCCGCUGAUUCCUCAGCCUUCGGCUCCGGAAGCCCGCACCCGCCAGCCGCACACCCACCGGGAGCCACCACCUUCCCGUUCGCUCACAGCCCUCCGGGGUCGGGCAGCGGCGGCAGCGCGGGGGUCCGGGACGGCGGCGCCUUCCAGGGCGCGCUGCUGGCUCGCGAACAGUACCCGACCCCGCUCGGGAGACCCAUGGGCGCCUCGUACCCCACAACCUACCCAGCAUACAUGAGUUCCGACGUAGCCCCUUCGUGGACCUCCGGAGCCUUCGACAGCAGCAUCCUGCACGGUCUGCAAGCUCGCCCUGGUGGCCUCCCUGGCCGCAGGACCAGCUUCGUACCUGACUUCUUGGAGGAGUUCCCUGGUGAGGGCCGGGAGUGCGUCAACUGUGGAGCCCUGUCUACACCACUGUGGCGCAGGGACGGCACCGGACACUAUCUAUGCAAUGCCUGCGGCCUCUAUCACAAGAUGAACGGGGUCAACCGACCGCUAGUGAGGCCCCAGAAGCGUCUGUCCUCAUCCCGAAGAUCCGGCCUAUGCUGCUCCAACUGCCAUACUGCCACCACCACCCUCUGGAGGCGCAACUCGGAGGGCGAACCAGUGUGCAACGCCUGUGGCCUCUACAUGAAGCUCCAUGGGGUGCCAAGGCCACUGGCAAUGAAAAAGGAGAGUAUCCAGACAAGAAAACGGAAGCCAAAGAACCCUGCCAAAAUCAAGGGCUCCUCAGGAUCCACAGCAAACACCACAGCCUCUUCUCCCACUCUCCUCAACUCUGAGAGCUCAGCCACCACUUUGAAGGCAGAGUCCAGUCUGGCAUCUCCAGUGUGUGCUGGGCCCACUAUCACCUCCCAGGCCUCCAGCCCAGCGGACGAAUCCCUGGCCUCCAGCCAUUUGGAGUUCAAGUUCGAACCUGAAGACUUUGCCUUCACCUCCUCGUCCAUGAGCCCCCAGGCUGGUCUCAGUGGGGUCCUACGUCAGGAGACCUGGUGUGCUCUGGCCUUGGCCUAGGUGCUCAGGAAACUGUCACCACAGUACAUCCCAGGAACAGAAGUUAGUUCCUGUGUCAGCAGCCCCAGAGGUCCCUCACCACUAUGCUGGCGAAAUUUUCUGUGCUGAUUGCCUGGAGAAAGAAGCAGGCUGGUGGAUGAAGGGUUGGAGCCUCAGCCGGGGUAGUAAUGGACUCCCUAGACCCCCUCAUGGACCUCUCUGCAGCCAAGAUGACUGGAGAUAUCCACCAAUUACUUGAAUUUAGCUCUUGACAUCGAUCGUCAAAAUUUACAGUUUGUAGCAGCUGGCAAAGGUUCAUAGUAUCCCACAGUAAAAUCUGAUCCAAGUGAAACAAACAUACUCCAGGCAGGCAAUAAGAAAUAGGGCCUCUGGGCCCUCGUCGUCUUCAUUUCCCGUGUUUGACUCUGUACGACUGAGAGAGCACACUCUUGCUUACAGACGCAGGACUGCCAGAGACCAGUGUACAGGUUGAGCACUGUACCAGGACACCGCCCCAAGGCAAACGCAUCCCUCCGGCCCAUCAUCGCAGACUUCUGUAUUUAUUUGUAUGUUUGUUUCCAGGCCAGGCAGUAAAGGGCCUUGUUCUGGCAAUCUGCGUACUAAGGUGUUUGCUAGUGGGCAGACCUGCAGAGACACUGUUGGAAUUGGGUGAUGUGUGACCUUGUGGCCUAGCUCAGCCAUUAUUCCAGCAGUUGGCAACACAGCCCUAUUUGUAGCAUCUUCUUCACCCAGGUCACAUCAGCUGGUGGUGACUUUGCCCAAGGCCUGCAGGUCAGUUCUAGGGCCCUGGUACAGGGAGGUGACAGGCAACAAAAGACAGGUGUUCUAUAUGCCGCAUUCCCACAGGUUUUAGCUCAACGGGCUAAUUCCUGGCCAUCCCAGGCUUCCACUCCCCAGUGAGGAAACCAAGAAGCAAGGGAGUCAGGGAUCAUCCACCCAUGAAGGUCACCCCUAACCUGUCUCCUGCGUGGACCCUCAAUCCUUCCUUCCAGUUCAGCUUGAGGGAGAGGCAGUAGGCCCUGGUUAGAAGGAAAUCAAGAGGCAGUAGCCUGCAGCAUUUGCAGGCAUCGCAGGGGCAAAGGCAAGACAUGCUCUUGUAACUAGCUCCAAGCAGGCAUACCUCACCACCCGUGUAUCUGUGGAAGAAAGCCAGCUGCCUAGGUGUCUGUUAUCACAUCCCAGAGGCUGGAGUAAGGAGAGGAGGGGACUAGAGACCUGGACACAGGCAACACCGUGUGAGCAUCUCCAAGCACCCAUACCCCAAGUGUGCACAGAUGCAGACAGGACCACAGCUGUGCACAAGGUCAUAGCACCAUGUUCUCGAUACAGUGCUGUUCCUAGGAGCUCUGUGUGUUCCUAGUGUCCUAGCCUCAGUUUCCCCUUCUGUGAUUAGAGAGGUGUCUGUGAGCACAUCCGUAAUUCAUGUACCUUUGAGGUGGUUCAAGGCACUCACCAACCUAGGAAGGCUUCCUGGAGACAGCCACAGUGUAAGGCACAAGGCAGAUGGCACCCCCUUGAAUGGAGAGGAAGGGAACUCGGGAAGAGAGGGGCAUGAAGACAUAAGAUCCCUUCCACGUUGGUUUCUCUGCCUUUCUUUGUUUCAUUCGUUUGUUUUUUGUUGUUGUUAUUUUGUUUUGUUUUGUUUUUUGAGACAGGGCCUUACUAUGUAGCUCUGGCUGUCCUGGAACUCAUUAUGUAGACCAGGCUGGCCUCAAACUCACAGAGACCUGCCUGCCUCUGCCUCCUGAGUACUAGGAUUAAAGGCAUGAGCCACCUG
Molecule: messenger RNA, 3302 nt
Organism: Mus musculus (house mouse)
Lineage: Eukaryota; Metazoa; Chordata; Mammalia; Rodentia; Muridae
Gene: Gata5
Product: GATA binding protein 5
Exons: 6
Coding region: 311-1525 (404 amino acids)
Biological process (GO): tissue development; regulation of multicellular organismal process; positive regulation of DNA-templated transcription
Cellular component (GO): nucleus
Molecular function (GO): transcription cis-regulatory region binding; zinc ion binding; sequence-specific double-stranded DNA binding
Source: RefSeq, marked validated